Messenger RNA from Penicillium canariense, 1014 nucleotides. RefSeq names its product 2OG-Fe(II) oxygenase family oxidoreductase. Lineage: Eukaryota; Fungi; Ascomycota; Eurotiomycetes; Eurotiales; Aspergillaceae. Bases 1 to 1014 code for a protein of 337 amino acids. Gene Ontology annotation, molecular function: dioxygenase activity. The transcript is spliced from 3 exons. The record is from RefSeq and is a predicted model, not a curated record.
AUGGAGCCUUCUAUAACCAGACGAGCAGAGCUAAGCUCAAUCUCACUAGCCGGCCUGCUGGAAGGCAACGCAGAUGCAGUGAACGAGCUCGUGUAUGCCUGUAAGACUAACGGAUUUUUUUACCUCGAUUUCCGGAAUGGCUCCACAUCCAAGACGUUGGAGCAAGUCGACGAACUUGUGAGCGUAGGAAACUCGGUUUUCAAGCUACCACUUGACGAAAAAGAGGAGUACAGCACCGAGAACCAUCUACCGUCAAGACUGCAGGGAUAUAAACGAGCUGGUUGUUCUGUUGGACCCUUUGAUCAGAAGAAAGAUGGCUAUGAGAGCUUCUCGAUUCACAACAACGGCAUAUUUGGGCAGGAUGCCCUGCAGCUCCCCCGGGGUUUCCGGGACAUCCUCCCAUUGCUGACGGCUUUUAUGAGCCAAGUCCACGACUACACCGAAUGCAUUUUGUCCAUCCUGUCAAAGGCCCUCGACCUCCCCUUUGACCUGAAAGAUUGUCAUCGCAAGGACAAGCCAUCUUCCGCGAACAUCGCGCUGCUCAAAUACCUCCCCUGGAACAGCGACAGUGAGAGGAUCGGAAACAUGGCACACACCGACAUGGGGACGUUGACUGUUGUUUUCACCCAAUCCGAGGGAUUGCAGGCGUUACUGCCUGGACCGUCCGGAGGAGAUGAAUGGUCCUAUAUCCCUCCACGACCCGGACACGCCGUUGUGAAUGUGGGCGACUCGCUGCGCUUCUUGUCCAAUGGGGCCCUGGCCUCGUCUCUGCAUCGCGUCAUCCCACCCCCGCCGCCCCAUUUCCCUGGCCAAGAUAAGUUUUCCUGUAUUUAUUUCCUGCGGCCGGAAUUUGAUGCCAAGUUCACGGACAGUUCUGGGAGGCAGGUCAACAGUGUUGAGUGGCAUAACCAGAAGUAUUCUCUGUUUCGCGAGGCUAGUCUGGACCCAAAGCAGCAUGGCGCGAUGUUGACUGGGCGCAAGGGAUACCUUGGAUCGACUGGUCAGACUGUUUAA